Fusarium coffeatum is the source of this 1509-nucleotide messenger RNA. RefSeq lists its product as uncharacterized. Bases 1 to 1509 code for a protein of 502 amino acids. Lineage: Eukaryota; Fungi; Ascomycota; Sordariomycetes; Hypocreales; Nectriaceae. The transcript has 2 exons. The record is from RefSeq and is a predicted model, not a curated record. Gene Ontology annotation, molecular function: FAD binding.
AUGUAUCUCAAACACCUAUUAAUCUCUUCCCUGGCCGCUGGAGCAUUCGCUGCACCCAGCGAGUCAACCACCAAAGCCUGCAAAGAAAUCUCCAAAGCUCUCGGCAAGAAAGUCUCUUUCCCCUACACAAUCAACUUCAACUCAGAAUCAUCCGGAUACUGGUCCACAGCUCUACGCGAGAUCAAGCCCGCCUGCGUCAUCAGCGCCAAAUCAGCAGAAGAUGUCUCCACAGCCGUCACCAUAUUGAACAAGUACCCCGACGUCAAGUUCGCUGCCAAGAGCGGUGGUCAUGACCCCAAUCCUAACCAUGCGACUGCUGGAGACGGUGUGCUUAUCUCUCUGAGUGAGAUGGUUGGCGCUACUUAUGAUGCUGAGAAGAAGAUUGCUUAUGUUAAGCCUGGUGGCGAGUGGAAUGAUGUUAUCUCUCAGUUGAACAAGGAUGGUGUUACUAUUGCUGGAGGACGAUUGGGAUUGGUUGGUGUUGGUGGUCUUUUGACACAGGGUGGAAUUUCUUUCUUGAGUGCUCAGUACGGUUUGGCUGCUGAUAACGUCGUUUCUUGGGAGAUGGUUAACCACAACGGUACCAUCGUCAACAUUGACGCUGAGUCUCAGCCCGACCUUGCCGUUGCUCUCCGAGGAAGUGGCAGCCAGUUUGGCAUCGUCACAAAGUUCACCGUCAAGGCCUACCCCAUCGGCAAAGUCUGGGGCGGCAUCCGCACCUACGACGAGUCCAAGACAGAUGAACUCUACGCAGCCAUGCACAAGUUUAUCCCAUACAGCAACGAAGACCCCAAGGCCGCUAUCAUCACCACCAGCUUAAUCCUCACCGGAAGCAGCAGAAUCAACCUCAUGUUCUACUUCUACGACGGCGAGAAGCCCCCGACUACUGGUCCUUUCGCCGACUUUUUGAAGAUCAAGUCUACUCUUUCAACUACCAAGACGCAAUCGUAUCCUGAGCUGCUCAAGUCCAAUGGCGCUGGGGUUUCUCUUCUGAACUCGAGAAUCUCUUUCCGUACUGCCACUAUCCCUUACUUCCCCAAGGACUCUACAGUCUACAAGCAAAUCACCGACAAGUGGGUCGCCAUCACAAAAGACUACUUUAAGCGUCUCCGCGGUCUCGCCUCUCAAUGCUCCGUCGACUUCCAACCCCUCCCCGCCGCCAUCGGCAAGAACACCGAAGCCCGCGGCGGGAACGCCAUCGGUUUCACCGCCAGCGAUCCUGACCGCGUCCUUCUCGAGAUCCAGUGCGCCUGGGUUGAGAAGAGAUUCGAUAACAUGGUUCGUCAGUUCUCCCGCGAUCUAUCUGAUUGGAUUGAGGAGAAGUUGCCUGAGUGGAUGGAGAAGAACGGAGAGCCUGCUGAUGCUUAUCUUCCUCUUUUUAUGAAUGAUGCUAUGUAUGAUCAGAAUGUUACGGGUACUUAUAAGGAUUAUGCCAAGUUUAAGCAACUGCAGCUUGAGGCUGAUCCUGAGGGCACUUUGAGGGAGAGGAUGGGUGGUUUCAAGUAUUGA